Molecule: messenger RNA, 1728 nt
Organism: Sinocyclocheilus anshuiensis
Lineage: Eukaryota; Metazoa; Chordata; Actinopteri; Cypriniformes; Cyprinidae
Gene: stx4
Product: syntaxin 4
Exons: 11
Coding region: 447-1340 (297 amino acids)
Biological process (GO): intracellular protein transport; vesicle fusion; exocytosis
Cellular component (GO): SNARE complex; endomembrane system; plasma membrane
Molecular function (GO): SNARE binding; SNAP receptor activity
Source: RefSeq, a predicted model, not a curated record
ACCUUUAUUACGCUUUUGCUUUCUUAUUGAGAUAUUUGAGAUCCGAGUGGAAUAUUAUAUUUCGCCAUAGUGAAAUAAUAAACAUAGUAGGCCUAUAUAUCGUUCCAGCGGGGGGCAGUAAAAGCCUUGAUCGUUUUUCAUACCUCUGCAAACAAACAGAAGAAGAAAGCGACAAAUUCGCAUACAUCUACAUCGCCCCAUUUUGAACUCUAUGCAUAACUGAAGUUCAUCAGUAUUAUUUUUAUAUCGUAAUUUAGGCACCUCAGCGCCCAUCAACAAUCUGCUCUGAAAGUUAUUUGUGGAAGUUGGGUGGCGUGAAAUGUGACUUUGAAUGGAAACUCCCUCUUUUUGGUUUUGAGUUUUGCAAAUUUGAGUUUGCAGACAGAUGAGCUACGCCUCUUAAGACAGGAACUUUUCAUCUGAGUUGGAUAUAAGAUACAACGAGAAUGCGGGACCGGACCAAAGAAUUGGGCAAUACUGCUGAUGCCUCAGAUGAAGAUGAAGAAACCACGGCUCUCAUGAUAAAGCCUGGAUCUGGGAGCUCGGCAAACGAAGAGAAAGAAAAUGAGGCUUUCUUUAAAAAGGUUCAGGAGAUUCGAGAGGGACUUGAAACAAUUAAAAAGAAGGUGUCUGAAUUGGAGAACAAACAGAAAACGGUGUUAGGAGUCGCACUUCCAGAGGAAAGUAUGAAAAAGGAACUGCAGUCCUUCAGAGAAGACAUCAAAGUCAUGGCCAGCCAGAUCCAAAGGAAGUUAAAAAGCAUUGAACCUAAGAAAUCUGAAGGUGAAGACAAAUAUAUUCCAAUAAACGUUAGAAUGAGGAGAACCCAGCAUGGUGUUUUGUCCCGUGAAUUUCUGGAAGUGAUGGGUCACUGUAAUACAAUUCAAGCCCAAUACAGAGACAGAAAUGUGGAGAGGAUACAAAGACAACUCAAAAUCACUGGUAACAAUGUGACAGAUGAAGAGCUAGAAUCCAUGCUUGAGAGUGGACAAACUGAUGUUUUCACGCAAAAUAUUUUGAAUGAUGCUAAAGCUACCAAACAGGCUCUGAACGAGAUUGAGUCACGGCAUGAUGAGAUAAUCAAGCUAGAGAAAAGUAUUAAAGAGCUACAUGAUAUGUUUCAGUACCUUGCAAUGGAGGUGGAAGCACAGGGUGAAAUGGUGGACCGGAUUGAGGAGAACAUUAAGAGUUCCCAUAACUACGUGGAGAAAGCUGUUGCCGACACAGCUGCUGCUGUAGAAACUUCAAAAAAAGUGCACAAGAAAAAAUUAUGGAUUGCCUUAUGCCUUGCUAUUUUAAUUGUAAUAAUAGCCAUUAUCCUGGCUGUCAGUUUAGGUUGAGUGUUUUCCUUUAUUAGAUUUCUUUUUGCCCAUCAAGCACUGGGUUUUUUCUUCCUAAACUGUCUUCCUGAAGUCCCUCUAACAAACAACAUCGCCAUGUGUAAACAUGACCAUUAUUGGUAUCCCAACUGUUUUGGUAGCUACAUUUGCUUAAAUUUUUAAUUGUUGAUCUGUUGUUUUAGCUGUUUUGUCCUAUCAUUUCCUGAAAAUGUGUCUGCUGCACCACUUGGACAUUUAAAAAGUUGCAUGGUAAAAAUGGUUUGAAUUAACCGAUUGCUUUACUGACUGUAUUUCCAAGAUGGUGGACUUCAUUUGCAACACCAACACUAAAACAUGGUCAUAUAGGGUAGAUGAAGAAGAAAUGCUAAUGAGAUUCCUAAUAUAUAAC